AUGUCAUGCGCAGAAAGAGCUGAUAAAAACCCUGGACCCAGAGGUUUUGACAAUCCACGAUAUGUUCGAGUUCACGGCCAACCGCCGACCUUAGAGCCAUCUACCAAGAAGUUUGGCCCUUACCAAUGGCUGACAUACGAGACUGUGCAGAAGCGACGUGCCGUAUUAGGCGCUGGUUUGGUCGAGCUACACCAUAAGCAUGACUGCUUUCGCUCUGGCCAAUUUGGCGUUAGUCUCUGGUCCCUGAACCGCCCCGAGUGGCAGUUGACUGAUCUCGCCUGCAUGUCUCAGUCUCUUUACACCGUUUCCAUCUAUGAUGUUCUAGCCCCAGAUGCAGCAGAGUACAUUAUCAACCAUGCAGAACUGAACUAUGUAGUGGCUUCUCUCCCCCACCUCCCCACUCUCAUCAAACUCAAGCCACUUCUACCUAACCUAAAGAUAGUUGUCUACCUGGAUUCACUCGAUGUAGGUGAGAAGGCGGGUCACUCGAAGCGUGCUUUGUUCGAGUCUAUGGCGGCCGGUCAAGAAGUGGCUAUAUACACUAUCGAUAAAGUUGAGGCGCUGGGCGAAGCCUCCAGGAGCGGAUAUCAUGCUCCUUCUCCUUCUGUACAGGCCAGCACGCUUAUGAUUUAUCUUCCGGCAACUGUGGCUCUAUUGCUCCUUGCAUUGAGGCUUGUCUGCAGUCCAUCCCCGACAUGGACUAUUCGGUGGAUGACAAGCCAUACCCUCGGAGUGAGCUUCUCCUACGCGGCAAUAGUGUGUUCCGUGAGGCCAUACCAUAGUAAUAUCGAUCGUCGCAAGAAUGUGCUCAAGUUAGCCCAGGACGAGUACAUCUCUUCCGAGCGCUUAGAAAGUGUAAUUCUCUCUGAAAUCAGAUACCUCACUCAGGCAUACGUUCACGAAGACAGCAUGCAGACCUUCCUAGUCGCUCUCUUUGGUGUUCACUGUUCAGCCCGACCUGUACGCUCCAUUCGCCAGCAAGGUACUGGGACGUGUAAUUACCGCCACCGAUCUCGAAGCGAUGAACGAAUCGCUUUCUAA
Messenger RNA from Penicillium taxi, 1041 nucleotides. Its product is annotated as AMP-binding enzyme. Lineage: Eukaryota; Fungi; Ascomycota; Eurotiomycetes; Eurotiales; Aspergillaceae. Gene Ontology annotation, cellular component: endoplasmic reticulum; membrane. The transcript is spliced from 5 exons. Bases 1 to 1041 code for a protein of 346 amino acids. The record is from RefSeq and is a predicted model, not a curated record. Gene Ontology annotation, biological process: long-chain fatty acid metabolic process. Gene Ontology annotation, molecular function: long-chain fatty acid-CoA ligase activity.